AGGCGGCCCUCUGCUCCCGGAAGCGGUUGCUGGGUUGCUCAGAGCCCUGGUAACGAAGUCAUGGCGUCGGAUCAGGUGUUGCCGCCUCUGCCUCAGCAGUUCAAGCUAAUACAGCAUCAUAUGCGUACCGCCCAGGAGCAUGAGAAGCGCGACCCGGUGGUGGCCUACUUCUGUCGUUUAUAUGCUAUGCAGACUGGAAUGAAAAUUGAUAGUAAAACACCAGAAUGUCGCAAGUUCUUGGUGAAACUCAUGGAUCAGCUAGAAAUUAUGAAGAAACAGUUGGGUGAUAAUGAAUCAAUUACUCAAGAUGUGGUGGGGAAUGCCCACAUAGAAAAUUAUGCCUACAAGAUGUUCCUGUAUGCGGAUACUGAAGAUCGUGCUGGAAGAUUUCACAAAAACAUGAUCAAAUCAUUCUACACUGCCAGUCUGUUAUACGACGUCCUUACCGUGUUUGGGGAGCUCACUGAAGAGAACAUUCAACAUAGGAAAUAUGCAAAGUGGAAAGCAGCCUAUAUCCACAACUGCUUGAAAAAUGGUGAAACUCCCAGUUCAGGACCACUGGGGAUGGAAACAGAAUUUGAGAACGAGGACGAUGUCUCUCUUCCACAGUCUUCUGACUCCAAUAAUCUUGUUGCAGACAUGCCAUCAUCUGACCUCUCCAACAUUCAGACUCCAACUGCUGAUCACCCUCCGUCAAACUUCUCUACCAUUCAAAUUCCUCCUGGUGCUCACGCUCCAGCCAAUACUCCAGCUGAAGUGCCCAGCACCUCAGUGUUGCCCAGUACCCCGACAAUACAGCCAGGACCUCAGAACAUACCAAUAAUUGACCCAUCACUGUACAGCAUAGCGUCUCAGGGGGAAAUGCACCUGACCCCCGAAGAUUACGCCAGAGCUCAGAAGUACUGCAAAUAUGCAGGCAGCGCCCUGCAAUAUGAAGAUGUGGGGACGGCCGUAGAGAAUCUUCAGAAGGCCCUCAAGUUGCUCACCACGGGGAGAGAAUGAGACCUCUGGUUCAUAGCACCCAGCUGAAACGUGUCUUCUCCACUGGCCUGACAGCUUACUUGUCUCCAACUCCAAUUUGUGUUUGUAACUAAAGGGGCCUGAUGUGAACGUAAUGUCCCCAAUUCUAAAGACUGUGUUCGCAUUUUCCAAUUCUGAAGGAAGGAGUGGGCUUAGGGCACCAGGUGUGACUAUUAAAUAACUUGGUUUUAAUAUUCUUUUCAGAAAGGAAAGGGCACCUAUACUAAAAAUGCUAAAGAAACAUGCAUUGAGUUCUUCAAUUCUGCUGCUUUUUCAGUGAGGUAACUGCCCUGUAAAUGGAUAUUUUAAUGAUUGUAUUCCACUAUGUAAUACCCAGGUGGCCAAUUGUGCGACAUUCUCCAUAUCUUUGUACAGCAGCUUGUAAACCAAACCCAUACACCCUGUGACAACCGUGCUUAGUCAGAUUCUCAGCCAUAUUUAGUGCAGGAUUGUUUGACUGUGAGGCCAGCCAACUCUGGCUGCUGUCAUCUUUAUUACAAGUACUGGGCGCCCUCCCCCACAAGCUGUGCAAAGUGCCAAUGUGAUCGAGUUGAUCCAAUUGUAGAUUUGUAAGGGAGCAUGAAUGAUAUGCAAUGGCUGUAGAGACAUACCUCAGACAUUGCAUUCACUCGUAACCAAGCUACCUGGAGCCGCAAGGCUGAUACUCCCAAUGUCUCCCUAAGCAUCAACGAAUGUCCAAUCUAAAAUAUCCAUUUAGAGGAAUAAUCUAGCUAAAAUUGUAUAACCAGUUGCCAGAAGAGAUGGUUGGUAUGCAUGGAUGAGUCUUAUUAACAUUAUGUCUUGUGAUAAAUACCGUGUUUGUCUGUUUCUUCUCUGGGAUGAGGUGCGGCAUAUUGCACUAGAUGUGUGCACAUGUGUGGAUGAAACAAGAAUCUAAUAUUACAUUUGUUAAUUAUUUACGUUUAAAUAAACCACUGAAACAUUGUGUCAACACAUUACAACAUUAACAUGUUCUUAAUUUGGCCUUGCCAAAAUAACAGAACAGUACUGAUAAAACAUUGUUUAUUGUUUUGAAGAAUGGCAAGAGAAAUAAAUUGCAUAAUUAGUGAAUCUAUCUUUUCCCCCUGUGGUCAAUAAGAUCUCCAAGGCCUGAUUUGCAAUUGACAUGAAGUAUUCCCACAUGGCACAUUGGGUUACUUGUACUGAUCAAAUGAUGUGAAAUAAAGUGUGUCUGUAUGAUU
Leucoraja erinaceus (little skate) is the source of this 2222-nucleotide messenger RNA. It is a transcript of the gene vta1, whose product is annotated as vesicle (multivesicular body) trafficking 1. Bases 61 to 1002 code for a protein of 313 amino acids. Gene Ontology annotation, biological process: late endosome to vacuole transport via multivesicular body sorting pathway. The record is from RefSeq and is a predicted model, not a curated record. The transcript has 8 exons. NCBI's taxonomy places the organism in Eukaryota, Metazoa, Chordata, Chondrichthyes, Rajiformes, Rajidae. Gene Ontology annotation, cellular component: multivesicular body.